AUGCUCUUUACGAAAUACAUUAUCCUCCUGGUUGCAGGCUUUGCAUCCUACUCCUUGGCUGCAACGUUCGCUUCCGUAGCGGAUGCCUUCACUAGCCUUGAUGCCACUACGGACUCCAUCGAAAAUAUUGCAGGGAGAAUCGCGAGGUCUCCAGGAGGCAUGACUGAGCUACUAUCCAUAGCCGGAUCCAUCAACACCAUCUGCGGCGAGGUUCACAAAUGUCAGGAAAAUCUGAAAGGAAUGCAAAAUUUCACGAAGAAGGAGGAGGAAGAGGGAAACCCUCACUAA
Molecule: messenger RNA, 288 nt
Organism: Arthroderma uncinatum
Lineage: Eukaryota; Fungi; Ascomycota; Eurotiomycetes; Onygenales; Arthrodermataceae
Exons: 1
Coding region: 1-288 (95 amino acids)
Source: RefSeq, a predicted model, not a curated record